GUCCUCUCUUUCAUGACUCCCAUGGCCGCUGGCCGGCCUCCUCAUUUCUCCGUGCGUUAACUGAAACUUUUGACGUGAUUUGUGCAGGACUUCUACAAUCUACUACAAAUAAAUGUUUGGUGCUCUUUCUGCAAGGCUGGCAUGGGAUCAGAUUCUAUGGAAGACAGCUUUCACGAGGUCGAGACCACUCACUCGGAGUACUUCGCAGAUGUUAGUUACUUCCACAACAGCAACUUUUCCGAUCGAGUUCUGAUGAUUGAGAUAAUUCCCGAUCGGCCCGAUGAGAUUGAUUCAACACUGGGUAUGGACUUAACGCGUCUCGGCUACAAAAUCGUAACGAUAAGUUCGCAGGUUUUAGCUUCAAAUCUGGACUUUUUUGGUAAGUGGUUUUCAAAUGACAUGAUGACAGUACUCAUGUCCAAUUGCCAUCGAAGUGUAAAUCUACGGAUGCAUGCAUCAGAAGCAGCAGCACUCAUGAACAAUCUGCAUGAUCUGAAUUGUAACACUCUGGAGCCAAACAGGAGACCUCUUUUAGUUAGAUGGAUUGCUCCCCUGUUUGGUAAAGCUAAGUUAAAUGUGGACGGUGCAUCAAAAGGUAAUCCUCCACGUGUAGCUGGUUGUGGAUGGGUUCUUAGAUGCCAUUGCGCCUUCAUUUUUGCUUUUUCACGUUGCUUGGACUCUGGAACGUCUAGUGUCAAUGCGGAACUAUUGGCCUUAAAGCAUGGGUUAAUGCUCUGUAAAGACAUGAAUAUACACAAAGUGGUGGUAGAGACGGAUUCACUGUUAGUAGUGAACUGGCUUAAUAACGAGACACAGCCUCCUCUGCAAUAUCGCGAGCUGUUGGAAGGUAUCUUGAAACUUCGUAAUGACAUGAUGUUUUGUAAGGUCAGCCAUGUAUAUCGAGAGGCCAACUCGUUGGCUGAUGGACUUGCAAACUAUGGUGCACGAGGGAAUAAUGCAUCAUUCUCUUGCCCUUCUCAACUUCCUAAGCAUUUACUGGCUAUUUAUGCGCUUGAUAGUGCUGGAGUUCCAACCUUUCGAUCGAUACCAGCUUCAGUCUAAUUCCAAUCUUCAUGUUUUCUGUUUUCCAGCUAGUUUGUAUACUUUGAUCAUGUAUUUACUAAUACGUACGCUGGAUAACUGAAUGUAAGAGAGCUUUUUCUUAUCCAAAAAUGAGCUAGCUGGGUAUAUAAUUCAAGUUUGUGCACA
Molecule: messenger RNA, 1209 nt
Organism: Juglans regia (Persian walnut)
Lineage: Eukaryota; Viridiplantae; Streptophyta; Magnoliopsida; Fagales; Juglandaceae
Exons: 4
Coding region: 142-1062 (306 amino acids)
Molecular function (GO): nucleic acid binding; RNA-DNA hybrid ribonuclease activity
Source: RefSeq, a predicted model, not a curated record